Molecule: messenger RNA, 555 nt
Organism: Portunus trituberculatus (swimming crab)
Lineage: Eukaryota; Metazoa; Arthropoda; Malacostraca; Decapoda; Portunidae
Gene: Sec61beta
Product: protein transport protein Sec61 subunit beta-like
Exons: 3
Coding region: 114-401 (95 amino acids)
Biological process (GO): intracellular protein transport
Cellular component (GO): Sec61 translocon complex
Source: RefSeq, a predicted model, not a curated record
GAACCAUCGCCACAUCGUCCAGCUGGCGUGACGUUGAGGCCAAAGAGGCAGAGCUGUCGCUGCCACGGUAAGAGAGAGGUUGUCAUUGUCGGCUGCUCCCUCAUCACACUAACAUGCCCGCAUCCCCAAGUGUGACCAGCGUCGGGUCUGGUGCCCGGUCACCCGCUCGCUCGGCUGCCCCACGUGGCGGCAGCGGCGUUGGAGGCUCCACUGUCAGGCAGCGCAAGACCACCACCACUACUGCCAGCCGCAGCACGGCAUCCACGGGCGGCAUGUGGAGGUUCUACACUGACGACUCUCCUGGCAUCAAGGUUGGUCCACUGCCAGUGCUGGUUGGUUCCCUGGUGUUCAUUGCCACUGUGUUCAUGUUGCACAUCUGGGGCAAGUACACCCGAGCCUAAUACCACCACCACAACCAUGCACCCCAAGGACCGCCACACCCGUGACUUCACCUUACGUUUAUGGAAAGGAUAUUUUAUGUUGACCAUUCCAUAGACCAGUUAUGUAAAGUGUUAAGGUUAAGAGAUGUUUUAUAUAAUAAAAUAAUAAUGUGAA